Prionailurus viverrinus (fishing cat) is the source of this 867-nucleotide messenger RNA. RefSeq names its product V-set and transmembrane domain containing 2B (gene VSTM2B). The record is from RefSeq and is a predicted model, not a curated record. The transcript has 5 exons. Lineage: Eukaryota; Metazoa; Chordata; Mammalia; Carnivora; Felidae. The coding region runs from base 1 to 867 and encodes 288 amino acids.
AUGGAACAGCGGAACCGGCUCGGCGCCCUCGGAUACCUGCCGCCGCUGCUGCUGCACGCCCUGCUGCUCUUCGUGGCCGACGCUACAUUUACCGAAGUCCCCAAAGAUGUGACAGUACGGGAGGGAGACGACAUCGAAAUGCCCUGCGCGUUCCGGGCUAGCGGAGCCACCUCGUAUUCGCUGGAGAUUCAGUGGUGGUACCUCAAGGAGCCGCCCCGGGAGCUGCUGCACGAGCUGGCGCUCAGCGUGCCUGGCGCCCGGAGCAAGGUAACAAAUAAGGAUGCAACUAAAAUCAGCACCGUGCGCGUCCAGGGCAAUGACAUCUCGCACAGGCUGCGGUUGUCGGCCGUGCGGCGGCAGGACGAAGGCGUGUACGAAUGCCGCGUGUCCGACUACAGCGACGACGACACGCAGGAGCACAAGGCCCAGGCGCUGCUGCGCGUGCUCUCGCGCUUCGCGCCGCCCAACAUGCAGGCCGCCGAGGCCGUGUCCCACAUUCAGAGCAGCGGUCCGCGUCGCCACGGCCCCGCCAGCGCUGCCAACUCCAACAACUUGGGUGCCACCGGCGCCGCAGGCCGAGCCACCUCCGACCCUGGCCACGGCGACAAAAGCCCGCCUCCGGGGGGUCCUCCUGCUGCCCCAGGUCCUGGAGUCCCAGAGGCGGCCGCUGCCUCCGCGGCCCACGCAGCCGCCACCACUGUCGCGGCUGCGGCCGCUGCUUCGUCAGCGUCACCGCCACCGGGCCAGGCGGUCCUUCUGCGCCAGAGGCACGGCUCAGGCACUGGCCGUAGCUCCGCCACAGACCCGCUCUUGUCCCUGCUCCUGCUGGCUCUGCAUAAGCUUCUUCGCCUGCUGGUGGGGCACUGA